AUGCAGCAACUACAUGGUAGUUACAAGUUCAAAGAGGCGGACUUGCACCGACUCACACGUGGUGAAAAUGGAUGGAUGACCGAUAUUCUAUGGAGCGACGAGACUGAGGGGUUUACGGUAUGCGGCGCCACUGCACGCUACGCUCACCUGCGCCCUGCCAACUGUGAUCUCUCCAAUGGUGAUCAAAGUACGAGCCGUCGACCCAUUGUUUUCCUCCACGGGAACCCAAGCUGGGGCUUUAUGUGGAGAAACAUCGUCGGACGUCUCGUGGACCAAGGCCACGAGAUCUACGUGGUGGAUUGGCUGGGACAUGGCAGGAGUGAUAAGAUCGCAGUCCCCGAGCUUAUCAACUUCGAGCUGCAUAUGCGAACCUUGGUAAAUUUCUUCAAAGCCACUGAUCUGAAAAAUGCGGUAGUAGUGGCACACGAUUGGGGCGGUUGCGUCGCUUUGUGUACUCUACCUUCAGUAGCGCACUCCUCGUGGUCAGGCCUCUUUCUGCUCAACACAUUUCUGCCUCCUUCCAUGAGCGAUAUGAGUUUGCACUGCGGUCUUCUCUAUGCGAUAUGGUUCCUGACCGGUGGCAUUUUGGGUAACUAUAUCCCCGAGCCGGCAGUCAUGUCUUACAUGUCCCCCAGUCUUUCAUUGAGCGAUGUUGAAGGCUACGGAGCGCCUUAUCGUGGAAUGCCGGUAUCAGCAAAGAGCAGCGUUUAUCGUUUCGGUCACAUCGUCCCGAGUACACCACGGAUCGUGUUGCAGGGUCUUCGCCACACGCGAGCUUGGAAAAUACUGGAGGGUUUAUGUGGUCCUGCCAAUUUCAACAAUCUAGAUGCCCAGUCACGCCUGAAUUUACUCGAUGGGAAGGCAAGGGAGUAUUGGGGGCAGGCAGGAACGGAGGGAACUAUCAAAAUGGCAGUCGCCUUCGGAGAUCAAGACCCACUCUUGAUUGAUUACAAAGACAUCCUCCUAGAGACGAUAGACUCCCGCGUCAUGGUGGAUUGGGCCGUGGAUGGAAUGUGGCUGCAUGGUGGAGGCCAUUACCCAGUGGAAGAGAAGGCCGAGCGCAUUGCAAGCCUGCUAUUGCGAUUUGUUCGGAUUUAG
Messenger RNA from Penicillium cinerascens, 1098 nucleotides. Its product is annotated as haloalkane dehalogenase family protein. Gene Ontology annotation, molecular function: catalytic activity. The coding region runs from base 1 to 1098 and encodes 365 amino acids. NCBI's taxonomy places the organism in Eukaryota, Fungi, Ascomycota, Eurotiomycetes, Eurotiales, Aspergillaceae. The record is from RefSeq and is a predicted model, not a curated record. The transcript has 3 exons.